This is a messenger RNA of Talaromyces proteolyticus, 1675 nucleotides long. Its product is annotated as putative alpha,alpha-trehalose-phosphate synthase subunit. The record is from RefSeq and is a predicted model, not a curated record. Gene Ontology annotation, biological process: cellular response to heat; trehalose biosynthetic process. Gene Ontology annotation, molecular function: catalytic activity. Bases 205 to 1644 code for a protein of 479 amino acids. Lineage: Eukaryota; Fungi; Ascomycota; Eurotiomycetes; Eurotiales; Trichocomaceae. The transcript has 5 exons. Gene Ontology annotation, cellular component: alpha,alpha-trehalose-phosphate synthase complex (UDP-forming); cytosol.
UGUACAUAAGCCUUUCGAAGGUUAAAUGUACCAAUGGAAAUAAUUACCGCUCACAUGGGUGGUGGCUCAGGAUAUCGUCAUGAGGCAAUGCGAUACAAUAACAGCCACAGUAAUGUCGCGAGAACACCACCAUAAAACAAUCUCAACUCCACCCCUAGCAACCUCAUACCACCAGAAAGAUAGAAAAUAAAAGAUAACCCGAACAUGCCCUCGAUCGAAUUCGCGCCUGACACCAAGCGCAACCUCAUUGUCGUUUCCAACCGGCUCCCCCUGUCCGUCAAACGCAACGAAGAUGGAUCGUACCAGGCCUGCGUUUCGAGCGGCGGGCUGGUCACCUCGCUGUCGGGCCUUACCAAAACAACCUCCUUUCGAUGGUUUGGAUGGCCGGGGCUCAGUCCCACGGAGCCCUCCGAGAGGGAGGAGAUUCGACGCAGUCUGGCCGCGCACAACGCCAUGCCGGUCUUCCUCGACGAGAAGCUUGCACAGGCACAUUACAACGGGUUUUCCAACUCCAUCCUCUGGCCUACGCUGCAUUAUCAAUCCGGCGUAGCAUUCGACGACGAGCCGUGGAAAGCGUAUAUAAAGGUCAACGAGAUCUUCGCCGAUUACAUCACAGACGCAGCACAGAACGGAGAGUUAAUAUGGGUGCACGACUAUCAUCUGAUGCUACUCCCGCAAAUGGUGCGAGAGCGUAUGUUAAGGAAAGGGAAAAGCGCCUGCAUUGGGUUUUCCCUGCACACCCCGUUCCCGGCGGGAGAGGCGCUGCGAGUGUUGCCGGUAGCAAAGGAGCUGUUGCAGGGGAUGCUGUCUAGCACGUUGGUCGGGUUUCAUACGGAUGAUUAUAAGCUGAAUUUUACGGAGAGUUGUCAGAAUUUGCUAGGCGCGCAACCCCAAGACAGCACAAUUCUCUACAAAGACCGGCUGGUGCGAGUCGGUCGAUUUACGGUCGGCAUUGACCCUGAGAAAUUCACUGAGACACUCAAAGUGGACCAAGUGCAGUCACGUAUCGAGCAGCUCGGGGAGCGAUACAAGGGCGUCAAAUUAAUCCUUGGCGUUGAUCGACUGGACUAUAUCAAGGGCCUAACCCAGAAACUGCAUGGCUAUGAGCAGUUUCUCACCGAUUACCCCAACUGGCAGGGCAAGAUUGUGCUGAUACAGGUUGCUGUACCGAGUCGCGAGGAUGUCAGGGAGUAUCAAGAUCUUGAGACGCAGAUAAGCUGUCAAGUUGGGAAGAUAAAUGGGCGGUUCGGCAAACCUGAGUACUCGCCAAUCAUCUACCUCCACCGAUCCAUCCCCUUCACUGAGCUCGCAGCACUAUACUCAGUUGCAGACAUCUGCCUCCUCACAUCCCACCGCGACGGCAUGAACCUCGUAGCGUUUGAGUACGUGGCCUGUCAAGAACAGCGGAAUGGCGUUCUCGUACUCUCUGAAUUUGCAGGGGCGUCAGCGUUUAUGGGCAAAGGGGCGGUGCAAUUCCAUCCAGCGAAUAUCAAGGAGAUAUCGCAAUCGAUACAUAAGGCGUUGCUAAUGAGUAAGGAGGAGCGGAAGGAGAGGUAUGAUAUGCUGAGGCAUUUCGUAGACACGAACACAAGUACCAGAUGGGGCCAGACGUUCGUAGAGGAACUGUCCAAGGGAGCAGUGUAGCAUAGAGUACAGUACAAUAUAACAUCAUAAC